This is a messenger RNA of Pestalotiopsis fici W106-1, 876 nucleotides long. RefSeq lists its product as uncharacterized. The transcript has 2 exons. NCBI's taxonomy places the organism in Eukaryota, Fungi, Ascomycota, Sordariomycetes, Amphisphaeriales, Sporocadaceae. The record is from RefSeq and is a predicted model, not a curated record. The coding region runs from base 1 to 876 and encodes 291 amino acids.
AUGAGGGCAUUCGGUUUCUUCAGUUAUGGCUUCGGCCUCACGCUUGUCAACCUGCUUGGAUACCAGAUCUCCAGCGCUGCGGCAGAUUCAACCAAGAUUCACACAAUCGAAACCGUCGAUCUGUACCUUGCCUACUUGAGUGAUGAAGAGCUCGUGUCCAAUGGCGCUGCGGAUACCUAUACUAUCGCUCCUGACUGCGUAGGCGUAGCCGGCAGAUGCUCGUUCAAAGAGCUCAUGAUGUAUAUGGCUCAAGGCUCGGCAACCAGAGAAUGGGUGUCUGCGCCCAAGGAUCUCACUGCCGCGCAGGUCCUGUCUACAUCGCUGGAUGAGCUUUCCAAUGACGUGGGAGCUGGCAUGCUGAAAUUCACGAAGACAUACAGGGGAAAGACCACGACAUCGAUAAGGACAGCCUUCAAGAUGGUGGAUUGCGGAAAGGUUUUACCGGGAAGCACUAAAUACAACGAAGUGCUGGAGGGACUAGGGAAAGUUGUACAAAAGCUCAACAACUUUGGUGUGCUCACCCCGAGCCAGCAGCAGGUGGUGGACAAGUUCAAGUCUGCUUCAAACGCGAGUUGGCAACUUCGCAUUGCAGACAACGACUCUUACCGCAAUAAAGCCAUGGCCGAGGAAUGGGGACUGACGGAGGAACAAGUAUCCAAAGAAUUCACCAUUGACGGUCUGGAUGGAACUUACAGGAAGUACGACGCGGAGAAAGCAGCUGCAGCCGCGACGAAUGAGGAGAGAACGGUCACAGUCACGCAAGCCGUACAAGCGUCUGAUGACUGGGCGGACACAGAUUUGCAGGCAAGCAAACACAUGGGCAUGAUCAAGUCCUCUUCGGAGAUGUUGUCUAGCGUGACAUGCGUACUUCGGUAG